CAUAAUUUUUGUCUUGUAUAAUUUAACCAAUACCUUUACGUAUUGUUUUUAUACGCAACUGUUCGAGAGUUUUGCGUUCCAGACAUUGAAUUUUCUUUUCUUUUUUGUCCGGAGACAUUCGAUAUUGAAUUUUCACAUGGUUUGUUUUCCUCAACACAUGUAAAAAGCAAAGCUGAAGUUUAACUUGCCGGAAGAAAUAACUAAGCAUUGUACAGAACACAUCAACGAAGAUGCUUCUUACAAGUUUUUCUUGGCAGACCUGCCAUUUCGUUGCCUGUUUUUUCAUUAUCACUACCCUAUCUUGGUCCCCGGAUGCUGCAUCGCCCUCCUAUGAUCCUCCUGAUAAUAUCCGACUCAAUUGCGGCUCAACAAAAUUCUUCACAACUUCUCGAGAUGGGAUACAAUGGGUAUCCGAUUCCACAACAUCACCAGACAUCUUUGAAACUUCAACAACCUCCACAGCUAAUGAACAAAGUCCUUCCGUCGACAAAACUCCUUACUCCACUGCCAGAUUCUUCCGUUCUCAAUUCACCUAUACAAUCCGCGUCUCCGAAGCUGGUCAGCAUUUUCUACGCCUCUACUUUUACCCUGCAAACUACUCAAAUGGCUUAAAGGAAGCCAUGUCAUUCUUCACCGUCAACAUGAGCGACCACACUCUUUUAUCCAAGUUGAGUGCCUUUGUCAACCUGCGGUCCUCAUCAUCAACUCUGGUUAAAGAAUUCAUCAUUACCGUCGAUCAAAAUCGGUUACUAGAGUUGACAUUUAUACCGUCCCCAAACUCGUACGCCUUUGUCAAUGGCAUUGAAGUUGUUUCUAUUCCCAACAACUUGUACAUCAAAGGAAGCGAUGAUAUCACAGCUGGAAUUAGAAUGGUGGGUCAAAGAAAUGAGGUCUUUAUUAAUGAGAGUAAGCCAAUUGAAAAACUUUACAGGUUAAACGUAGGCGGAGGAGAAAUUUCCUCAACAAACGAUACUGGAAUGUUUCGCUCAUGGGACAGCGACGAGCCAUAUUUGCUCGGCAGUUCUCUUGUAGCAACACCAAAUCCCAGAAUUCCAAUCAAGUACACGGCGGUUGCUCCACCCUACACGGCCCCCGAGAUUGUUUACAACAGUGCCCGGUUGUUGCCACACAAGAGUCACAACACCAACUUGACUUGGGUCUUUCCAGUAGAUUCUGGAUUUUUAUAUCUACUUAGACUUCAUUUUUGUGAUGUGCUAAUGGAAAUAUAUGACUUUAAUCAACUGGUAUUUGAUAUUCUCAUCAACAAUCAGACAGCCGAGGAGUAUGUAGAUGUUUACUAUUUGACCGGUGGGAUAGGAAUUCCGGUGUAUAAAGACUAUGUUGUGUUCGUCGGUAAAAACCAAGAUGGUAGCAAGUCUAAGCCUUAUUUGUGGCUAGCAAUGCACCCCAACAUGAAGAAUUUGUCUGUAUACGAUAAUGUUAUCUUGAAUGGGUUGGAGAUUUUUAAAUUGAAUCCACAAGGAGGCACCUUUGCUGCCCCCAAUCCUAAAUCUGAACAUAUCAAUAAUAAGAGCGGUGCCUCUCAGUCUGCACUUAUUGGAGCCUCUCAGUCUGCACUUAUUGGAGGUUCAAUCGGGGGGAUAAUCCUGUUCACAAUGGUAGUGGGUCUUCUAUUAUACCGGAGAAGAAGAGCGAAAUCUCAGGACGACAAGUCAAGAUCGACUACAGGGAUCAAUUCAUCAUUGCCAUCUGUUAGGAGUCAGAAAUUUUGUCUGGAGGAAGUAAAAUUAGCUACUAGCAACUUCGACCAAAAUUUUGUUAUAGGAACAGGAGGAUUUGGCAACGUGUAUAGAGGGUUUAUGAAAGACAGUACAUAUGCCGUAGCAAUCAAGCGGUUGAAUCCGUCAUCACGACAAGGGGCUCACGAGUUUCAUACAGAGAUCACAAUCCUAUCAAAUCUGCGUCACCGCCAUCUUGUACCACUGAUAGGAUGUUGCGAUGAUAGCAGCGAGAUGAUUCUGGUAUAUGAUUACAUGGUUCACGGAACCCUCCGUGAUCAUCUUUAUGGGGCGGAUAAUCCACCAUUGUCUUGGAAGCAAAGGCUACAAAUUUGUAUUGGUGCCGCAAGGGGCCUGCAUUAUCUCCAUGCAGGCGCAGAGCGCGUAAUAAUCCAUCGUGAUGUGAAGUCAACUAAUAUUUUGUUGGAUGAGAAAAUGGUUGCCAAGGUUUCAGAUUUUGGUUUGUCGAAAAUGGGUCCUAGUGAUGCGUCAGUCACACACAUGAGCACGGUAGUGAAGGGUAGUUUUGGAUACUUAGAUCCAGAAUAUUACCUAAGGCGGCAAUUAACUACCAAAUCAGACGUGUAUUCGUUUGGAGUGGUGUUGUUUGAAGUGUUGUGUGCUAGGCCAGUGAUUAUGCAGGACUUGCCAUAUGAGCAGAUGAAUUUAGCCGAGUGGUCUCGGAAUUGUUACAGGAAUGGUCUACUUGGCGAAAUAGUGGAUAAGAAUGUUGCGGGGGAGAUUACAGUAGAGAGUCUUAACAAGUUUGGAGAGGUCGGAUAUAGCUGCCUAAGGGAUCAUGGGAUUGAUAGGCCUACCAUGAGAGAUGUUGUUUCCGGCCUUGAAUCUGCAUUGCAGCUUCAAGAGUCCUUUGAAAAGUUAGACCAUGAAAACCUCUUUCCAGCUAAUACUGUGGCCAAAGCUAGAAGUGGCCAAGCGUCAACCUCAAGUACUUGUAGUGAGGGAUUCAAGUCUGGAGUUGGAAGUGUAUUCUCUGAUAUUCUGAACCCAAAUGCACGGUAAGGUUGAUAGCAUAGGGAGUAUGAACAAUGGAAAACUGUGAAAGAGGAAAGAAGAGUACAAAUGAGACAAUGCAAAGGCGGAACGAAAAAGAAUGAUCAGGGAUUGUAAGGCACCGGUUAAACUAGGUUUGAACCUUUAUAACUAGAGACAGUAGUCUGGAUGUCCCCUGUAUUUAUGAUGAACCUGCUGAACCUUCUAUUGUAAUAAUAAAAUAGAUUACUCGUACUCCUCUGUCCAACUUAAUCUUCAUGCUUUCUAAUAUACAUGAUAAUGGUUGAAAUUUUUGAAGAACAGUAUCCAUCAACUUUCACUCGUCAUUUCUAUAUUAGAAAGUUAAUGUAUAUUAGAAAGCAAGAAAAAUAAGUUAAUGUGAAAGUUAAUGUAUACUGUUCUUCACUUUCUUGUUCUGUUCCUUUCAAUUAACGUUCUUUAUUGUACUGUUUGUUCAUAAGGGUGCUUGUCAGGGUUUGUAUCACAUCUUAGUGCAUUACAUUUUACACUGCAGAGAUUUGCAUCUUUGAGUUUCUUACACAAGAAUGUUACAAAAUGAUGUCUCGUA
Daucus carota subsp. sativus is the source of this 3321-nucleotide messenger RNA. RefSeq names its product receptor-like protein kinase FERONIA. The record is from RefSeq and is a predicted model, not a curated record. NCBI's taxonomy places the organism in Eukaryota, Viridiplantae, Streptophyta, Magnoliopsida, Apiales, Apiaceae. The transcript has a single exon. Gene Ontology annotation, molecular function: transmembrane receptor protein tyrosine kinase activity; ATP binding; protein serine/threonine kinase activity. The coding region runs from base 231 to 2762 and encodes 843 amino acids. Gene Ontology annotation, biological process: protein phosphorylation.